CAUAACGAAAGUUCACGUGGACAAUUGGAUAAACCUUGGAUUCGGGGUUUUAGAGUCAUUGCUCCUCAGUUCUCAGUGUCUCGCUCUUGGUCUUGGAAUCUGCAGACUAUAAUCAACAGGUUGAGCACCAGUAGGCAUGGCAAGCCUAAACAUGCCCUCAACCUUCAGUUGCUUCUCUGUCAACAGCAUCAGCAGAGAUUGUAGAAAGUUGAGCAGUGAUAUUGGGCGAUGUCAGGUUAUCAAGGCAAUGCGGAUAGAGAAACCUUUGGAGGAACUGUACAAUGUGAGGGUGGAACGGAAAGCGUCACCGCAGCGGCUGGCAGAGCUUGGGGUUUCAAGAUGGUCAGUGUGGAAGACCGGCAAGUGCAAGUUGCCCUGGGACUGGCAGGUGGACCAAUUGGUUUACAUUGAGGAAGGGGAGGUGAGAGUAGUUCCUGAAGGGAGCAAGAAGUUCAUGCAAUUUGUUGCCGGAGACCUUGUUCGUUACCCAAAGUGGUUUGAGGCAGACCUCUGGUUCAAUGGUCCAUACCAAGAGCGCUACACUUUCAGAGCAUAUGGCGAUGAUUGAGAGCCCAUUGUGUCAAGUUACAUGUGGAGUAAUAGAGCUUCCCUUAAUAGGUAUCUUGUUUAUUUUAACUGCUUAGUUGAAGCAUUGUAUAUUGGAUCAAAAAAUUGGUUUGAGACCAGUUUAUUUUUUUUGUGGAA
Messenger RNA from Alnus glutinosa, 705 nucleotides. RefSeq lists its product as uncharacterized. NCBI's taxonomy places the organism in Eukaryota, Viridiplantae, Streptophyta, Magnoliopsida, Fagales, Betulaceae. The transcript is spliced from 2 exons. The coding region runs from base 137 to 568 and encodes 143 amino acids. The record is from RefSeq and is a predicted model, not a curated record.